Messenger RNA from Danaus chrysippus (African queen), 1806 nucleotides. The record is from the annotation of a GenBank genome assembly. Lineage: Eukaryota; Metazoa; Arthropoda; Insecta; Lepidoptera; Nymphalidae.
AUGCUUUAUGCCGGUGAGAUUAUAAAAUACGGUGCUUUUUCAUUUGCUUAUGCUGUUUUUGACCUCUUCACUGCUACUGUUUCGGACGAUUUUCCGCAAUGCAAGAGGAAUGACCCAGAAUUAGAGAAGUGUAUUCUAGCAGCAGUGGAAGUGGUCAGACCGAGGCUUUUAAACGGUAUUCCUGAACUCAAUGUACCAACCCUCGAGCCGUUCAAUGUACCAACAUUGAAGCUGGAUAGGACUGCCAACAAUCUGAGAUUGAAAGCCAACAUUAGAAAUAUGAAAGCAGUCGGUGGAUCCAAAUUUAAAAUUGAGAAAUUCAGAUUGAACUUGAACAAUAAGUACGUAGCCGAAAUCAAACUGAGCAUCCCGAAGCUGAUUGUAACUGCUGACUACGACGUGAAGGGAUCCCGUAUCCUCACCCUGGACAUCAGUGGCCAGGGAAGAUUCAGAAGCAACAUCACUGGCAUAACGGUGGUAGCAAAGGGAAACGCAAAACCAAUCACGAAAGACGGUGUGGAGUAUCUACAAGCUGAGAAGGCUAUAACCAAAAUAAGAAUUACACACGCACAAAUUGUAAUUGACGAUACGGAGCGACCAGUUGCUGCCAAGAAUCCAGUGUGCCACUAUAGCGAUCCUAACGUCGCCGAAUGUAUCAAGCGCGUAGCAGAGCAAGCCAAGCAACUUUUGGCUCACGGCAUCCCGUCAUUCGGCAUUCAGCCCUUAGAACCCCUGAAGAUACCCAGCAUCAGGUUGAGACAACACAACAUGCCGCAAGCAAGAUUCAAAUAUGACGCCUGGCUCACUGAUCUUACUUUAAACGGAUUAACCAACUAUACUUUCAAUCAAUUAGAUGUUUAUCCAGAAGAUAUAAAAGUCAACGGGAACAUAAGCCUACCGAGGUUGGUCAUGGGCGGAGAGUAUGUUGUGAUUGGGGAAUUCCAGAUGUUGCCAGUUGAAUCAACAGGAAAGAUGUCCGCGAACUUCACUGACUGUUCUGCUGCCCUCGAUGCUGUUGGAGCUAAGGUUCACAAACGAAUAGUUAUCAAGGAUGCUAAUGUCAAGUUGCGCUGCACGGGACCACUUAAAGCCAGCCUGAUGGAAGCUCACUCCACUACUAGCGAGAUGGUGGGCAGUUUUGUUUGUCCUCGAGAAGAUAAAGCAUUGGGCCGAUGUUUGCGCGAUGCUUUAAAUUCGUACAUACCACAAUUAGUUACAGGUGUCCCAGAAUUUGACGUGCCACCAUGUGAGCCAUUGUUUAUACCAACAAUGACAAUAGAACAAUCCGGGGGACCUUUUGCUGUGAUGUCUUCAUACACUGAUAUUACAGUGAGAGGACCUUCCACUAUGAAGGUUAAGAGUGUCAACGUCGAUUCAUCCAAAAACGAAAUAGUCGCAAAAUUACAUAUACCAGAGCUCAAGUUGAAGGGUAAUUAUGAUCUCAAGGGCAAGCUUCUGAUGAUACCCAUAGAGGCAAGCGGAAAAUUCAUUGCAAAGUACGGUAACAUCGAUGCGACGGUCACAAUAAUUCUUGGUAGACGGCCCCGACCUGGUGGUGUGGAUGCCCUCGCAUGUCAGGACCUUGAUGUGAAGUUCCACGCUGGACACGCUUCUGUCAAGUUGGACAACAUGCUCGGUGGUGACGGAGAUUUAGCACGAGCCCUCAAUAAAUUCCUUAAUGAUAAUUGGGAGCAACUAUCACAAGAAUUCCAAGUACCUAUAGAAAAAGCAUUGAGAGAUUUCUUUAAACCUCUAGCGGAUCAUUCGUUUGGUACUUUAAACGCUGACGACAUCUUCUUAACGUAA